UGCUGACCACCAAUCAAAUUUGUCGUCUCGGCAGCAGAUCCACACGAGCGAUGGCCACCAAGAAGCUGAAGCCCGCCGCGUCUGCGGCUUCCGUUCCUGCCACUGCUGCGUCAAAGGAUGACUCAGAGGAUGCGGCAUCGACCACUAGCACCUCCGCCACGUCAGACUCUCGCAACGCGUUCUUGAAGGUCUUUUGGGAUCUGGCCGAAUUGAACCCAUCGACCCGCGUGGCCGCCGUCGAAUCCAUUGUGCAGCACCUGACCCAAGCAAACGAUGCCGAGGAGAUGUCGUACACAUUGAAGCGUUUGAUUCGUGGCCUUGCAUCGUCUCGCGAUGCCGCGCGCCAAGGUUUCAGCACAGCGCUGACGGCACUCCUGCACCACUUCCCCACCGCCGUCUCUGUCGAGUCGGUGCUGGACUUGCUCCAGUCGACAAUGGACGUGUCUGCAUCUAUGAAAGGCAUGGAGCAGCGGGACCACAUGUUUGGGCGGCUCUUUGGACUCCUCGCCAUCCACGCGUCGGGAAGGCUGGCUGGUGACGCCGACUUGAUCGAGACCGUGUUGGACGAAGUCAUUGUCUUGUCCAAGUGGAAAAAGUGGUUUCGAGAGGUGUGUUUCGAAGGGCUGCUCACGAUUGUGGAAUCGUUGACCCCCGCGACAUUCAUUUCAACGGCGUUGCCCAAGUUGGUAGCAUUGUUGGCUGGCCCAGUCGCACAAUUCAACGCCGACCAGGUUGGCCUCGCCGUCGGGCUUCACCAAUACGUCCACACUCACGCCAUUGCUACCGACGCAAGCGUUGUAGCCGUGCCGGCGAUCACAACCAUCCUGAGUCGACACCACUUGCACCACCUCGUCGAUCCGCUCAAGUCGUCCACGUCCAUCUACCCUCGCUUGCAUUCGUCGUGGCGCCGCGUCGUGGCCCACUUUACGUCCUCGUCCAAGCUCGACGAAGAGCGUUUCCAGGAAAUGUGGUCGGUGCUCGUCGAAGGCAUGCUGGUGGCCCAAGGCUCGUCCCACGAACGACGGGGGACAGCGCUCAAACUGUUUGAAGCGCUCCUGCCAUGCGUUCCUGGCCCGACAUUGCGAGCAAUUUUGACCCCGCACUUCGUCAAGUGCAUUCACAACAACGCCGUGUCCAAGAAGACGUACCUCCACGAAGCCGCAGUGCACGUGCUUCAGACGUUCGUGGCGACGCAACCGAUCGAGUUUUUCCACUUUCUACAGCAUCAUUUUUUGCACCCGUUGACGUGCUUGGUGUCGCAUUUGCCCGACAACGACGACGAUGCGGCCGACAUGAAGAAGAAGGGCGGGUUCGAAGCACUGUUGGCGCUUGAAGAGGACAAGGAGCGCGCGGACUUCCAGGCGAAGCGCAUCACGAGCGCCCGCAUGUGGGCCCUGGACACGAUGUACACCGCCACGCUGAAGUUGCCGGCAGCGACCACGUCGGACGCGGUGUGGAACGCAGCGCUUGGUUUCUUUCUCACGCAUGCAUUUUUUGAACCUGCUGCGGUGGCCAAAAAGGGCAAGAAGAAGGCGGCGGCGGGUGCCACCGCUGAGCCGUCGCCUGCGUUGAGCUCGACAGUGAUCACGGCUCUCGGCAAGCGCGUGUUUGCCUUGCUCGGUCUGGGCAACCAGGUCCUCAAGGACACGACCGUGGCGCUCGACACGAGUGUUCCGUUUCGAUUGUGGCAAUUGUGGGGCGAUUUUACAACGGAAGGCCGCUUGGCACUGAAGACGCCGCUGGCCACCGAACACGCGGCGCAGCGCACGGCGGUCGGCAAGCAGCUCAAGUCGCUCGUGGGCCAAGUGGCUGCCGCUACCGAUAAGAAAGAUGCCCUUCGCCUCAAGGGUUUCACAUUACUCAGUGUGUGCGUGGGUCUGCAGCUGCUGGACCCUGCCCAGCGUGACGAAGCGUCGUCGGUGCUAGUGGAUCUCGCGCGGUGCUUAACCGAACUGAACGCGCCGACAAAGAAAGCGGCCGGAAAGAUGAAGGUCCCGGUGGGGGCAGACGACGACCACCAGCCCGUCGCUGUCUUGACCGACAUGCUGCUCGCGAUGCUGGCGCAAGAGUCGAGCGUGAUGCGUGAUGUUGUAAACCACGUGUUCCGGUCGAUCAUGGAGCAACUGGAUGCGGCGAGUGUUCAAAGCAUGGUUGACGUCGUUGUGAGCUCUGCAGACGACGAGCAAUCGAUGCUUGACAUGGACGAGGAAGACGACGACGAUGGCGCGCCCAUCGACCCAUCCAAGCUCACCAACGUUGCCGACGACCAUGACGCGGACGACGAGGACAUGGAAGAUGAACAAAACGAUGAAGACACGAUCGCGUUGUCCGAGCUCCAGCGCGAAGACGCGGCGCUGUCGGCCAUGGUCGGCCACGUUGCCGAGAAGAAGAAGGCCAAGCAACAUGCCAAGCGGCUGCGCAUGGCGGCGCUGCACUUCAAGGUCCGCGUAUUGGAUCUGCUCCAGGUGUACGCUAGCAGCGCGGGUGCCGUGCAUGCCGUCGACAUGAUCGAGCCGUUGUUCAAGACGUGGACGGCGCUCAAGCCCCAUAGCGACACAUUGGUGUGGAGCGAACGAGUUGGCGCCGUCCUCCACAAGAUUGCGCGCCGCACCAAGGAAGCCGCUACUUGCACGGACAAAGUCGUCGCCGCGUUGGAGGCAGUUCUUACGAUUGCCAGCGCGACCAUUUGUGACAAGAAGCAAGCCGCCGUUGCCGCCGCCCUCGUGACGUACCUCGUGCGUACGGGUCUGAAAGAUGCCAAGACCCACAAUGACCUGGACGCCUCGGCCGUCGCCACUAUCCACGCUGCGGUCGUCCCGUCCAUUUCGACGCUGCUGACCAAGAAACAUGCCAAGCUUCCUCGUGUUGUGCUCGACCACCUUGUGCAAACCGUGCCCGUCAUGGCUGGAUCGUUCUUGUUUGAGUUGUUGUCGUCGCUGGUGGUCGACGACUCGAAGGCCGCGGACGACUUUGCCCGCGCUGAAGUUGUGCGGCACAUGACGGCCCUCCUCAAGACGAAGAACGCGAUCGCUGGGAACGUCCUGGCAUCGUCCGGGCCAGCACUGCAUAACGCGUUGUUGGAGAGCCUGAGCAAAGUCAAAGGCAAGCGCCUCAAGGGCGUCGCCAACUGCACGCAGGCGUUGCUGAAGGCCCGAGUUGACGCCAAGGACGACACGAUCGAUGCGAUCGCGUUGGGAAAGGAACUCCAGGCUCUGCUUGUGGUGGAGGAUGGCGCGACUCCGAGUCCCGUGUUGAAGGGCAUGGUUGCCCAGAUGCUACAAGUGCUGUCGGGCCCGACAAAGGGCGACAAGAAGAAGGCAGACAAGAAGCGAAAGCGGUCAAGUGAUGCCAACGGAAAUGCAACCAGUCAGGAGUAAACUAUAGAUUAUGAUGUGUCGAUAACAACCAACCACCUACCCACGUCC
Messenger RNA from Aphanomyces invadans, 3425 nucleotides. RefSeq lists its product as hypothetical. Gene Ontology annotation, biological process: regulation of DNA-templated transcription. Gene Ontology annotation, cellular component: nucleolus. The transcript has a single exon. Bases 51 to 3377 code for a protein of 1108 amino acids. Lineage: Eukaryota; Oomycota; Saprolegniomycetes; Saprolegniales; Verrucalvaceae. Gene Ontology annotation, molecular function: transcription factor binding; DNA binding. The record is from RefSeq and is a predicted model, not a curated record.